AUGCCGCGUUUUCGUCUCGUCAGGGUGGAUCUGAUUUUGGUCGCAUUCCAGUGCUUCAAACUGAUUGUCACCGACUAUUUGUCCUCUCUAUCUCCGGAUUGUUACGCUGCUUGUGUGGCCACAGCCGCCAGAUUCGGGCAUCAGAAACAGGAUUUGAACAUCGCGUUGACUGCGAUUGGUCACAUUGUGAGUUUGGUCACACCCUGUGUUACUCAACCAACAUAG
Molecule: messenger RNA, 225 nt
Organism: Echinostoma caproni
Lineage: Eukaryota; Metazoa; Platyhelminthes; Trematoda; Plagiorchiida; Echinostomatidae
Source: the annotation of a GenBank genome assembly